Aureococcus anophagefferens is the source of this 1683-nucleotide messenger RNA. RefSeq lists its product as hypothetical. The transcript has a single exon. Bases 1 to 1683 code for a protein of 560 amino acids. Lineage: Eukaryota; Pelagophyceae; Pelagomonadales; Pelagomonadaceae. The record is from RefSeq and is a predicted model, not a curated record. Gene Ontology annotation, molecular function: CoA-ligase activity.
AUGCUCACCACCAUUCGCGCAACUGCGCGCCGCUCCAUCACGACCUAUGCGUCCCAGUUCGGCGCCGUCGACGUGCCCAACGCGUCGUUCACGCAGUUCGUCGCCGACAAGGUCGCGGCCCACGAUCCGGCCAAGGCCAUGCUCACCUGCGGCCUCAGCGGCAAGACGCUGACCUUCGGCGAGUUCGCGCCGCGCGUCGCGGCGGCGGCGGCGAAGCUCGAGGUCGCGCCGCGCGACGGGCCCUUCGGGGCCGGGAGCAAGCUGCUCAUCCACGCGCCGAACUGCGUCGAGUUCCCCGUCGCGUUCCACGCGGCGCUCGCGCUCGGCGGCGUCGUGUCGACGUCGAACCCGCUCUACACGGCGCGCGAGCUCGCGCACCAGGUCAAGGACGCCGACGCGAGCCACGUGCUCACCGUCGGGCCCUUCGAGUCCGUCGUGACGGAGGCCGUCGCGCUCGCGGGCGGCAAGGCGACCGUCGGCGUGCUCGGCGACGGCGACUUCGUCGACUUCGCCGGCUUCGACGCGGCCGCGGCGCCGGCGCCGGACUUCUCCCUCGACGGCGCGGCGCGCACCGCCGUCGGCGGCGCCGCGGUGCCGUCGUCCGAGCCCUUCGACGCCGCGAAGACGCUCGCGGCGCUCCCCUACUCGUCGGGCACGACGGGCCUCGCCAAGGGCGUCAUGCUCACGCACGGCAACAUCGUCGCGAACCUCAUCCAGACCGUGGCCAUGGUCGAGCGCGCGCGGCCCGACCUCUGCACGAAGGACGACACGCUCCUCGGGUUAUUACCGAUGUUCCACAUCUACGGCAUGAUCACGAUCCUCCACUUCUCCAUGAUCUACGGCACGACGCUCGUCACGCUGCCGAACUUCGAGCCCGAGUCCUUCCUCAAGACCAUCGCCCAGCACCAAGUGUCCGUCGCGCACCUCGUGCCGCCCCUCAUCCUCUUCCUCGCGAAGCACCCGGCCGUGAAACCGGAGAUGAUCGACUCGCUGCGCUGCAUCAUGUCCGGCGCGGCGCCCCUCGACGAGCACACGCAGAAGGAGGCCGCGGAGCGCAUCGGCGCGUCCGUGCUCCAGGGCUACGGCAUGACGGAGACGAGCCCCGUGCUCACGAUGGACGACGGCGACCACUUCGGCUCCGCGGGCAAGCUCAUCCCGUCGACGGAGGCUGCUUUGAUGGUGCCCGACGGCGAGUCCUACCGCGACGCCGCACUCGGCGAGGAGGGCGAGCUCUGGUGCCGCGGGCCCCAGGUCAUGCCGGGCUACCUCAACCGGCCCGACGCGAACGCCGAGACGCUCACGGACGACGGCUUCGUGAAGACGGGCGACGUCGCGAAGAUCGACGCCGACGGGAACCUCUUCAUCGUCGACCGCGUCAAGGAGCUCAUCAAGGUCAAGGGCCUCCAGGUCGCGCCCGCGGAGCUCGAGGGCUUGCUGCUCCUCCACCCGGCAGUCGCGGACGCGGCGGUCGUCGGCGAGCCCGACGACCGCGCGGGCGAGAAGCCCCACGCCUUCGUCGUCCUCAAGCUCGACGCGGACGCGUCCGCCAUCGACCUGACGAACUUCGUCGCGGAGAAGGUCGCCGUCUACAAGCAGAUCCAGGCCGUCACCUUCGUCGACGAGAUCCCCAAGUCCGCGAGCGGCAAGAUCCUCCGACGAGUCCUCAAGGAGCGCUUCGAGUGA